Molecule: messenger RNA, 736 nt
Organism: Mycena citricolor
Lineage: Eukaryota; Fungi; Basidiomycota; Agaricomycetes; Agaricales; Mycenaceae
Source: the annotation of a GenBank genome assembly
CCCAGCUGAACUGCCCUUAGUGUUCCUAUUCACAUCACCGAGAAUGCGUUUCGCUAGCACCAUCCUUGCCGUCUUCGCUCUCGCGGCCACUACAGUCGUCGCCACUGCUCCCGUUGAGGCGAGAAUUAUCAUCCCUACCACCACGUGCCCCCCGUGGACCGGCCCUACCGUCCGCGCCGUCCCGGAGGCACGUGACUGCAUCCGUGGCCGCUGCGCCAAGCGUGAACCCGUCGAGCCUCGUAUUCUGUGCCUGCAGUAGGUGAUGGGUAGAGACUACAAGGGGUUGUCGAACCGUGUGAAUUUGAUGAUGAGGCUUGUGAAAUUAUGAUCAUGACACAUGUUUUGGGCGCCUGAUGAGCCUGGUCAUUUCGUAUGCUCGAUGAAAAGCAGUGACGAGAGAUCUCCUCUCUGACUGAUGUAAUCUCUGAAUGAGUACAUAUCCUGAGCGGCAAUCAGCUGUGAUAUUGGCUACGGGACUGGCAGCCCGAUUCUCAUUCAAUGAAUGAGACGCUGUCAAUGAUGCUUCUGGCUUUGCCACUCAGAAGGAAAUUCAGAGUCGUAAAGCUUCCAGGUCUAUCGAUGAAUGUAGACAUCCCUCAGGUCAUUGUGGACGGAACUUACUUUUACUUAAAUGGAAUGCCUGUAGUAUUUUCAUCAUAUCCCUCCUAUUGGCUCCCCAAUACUAUCCUGCCGCCCGAUAAUUGGGACAUUCAAACGAGAUUGCGUUCGAGGAAAG